This is a messenger RNA of Cetraspora pellucida, 1979 nucleotides long. The record is from the annotation of a GenBank genome assembly. Lineage: Eukaryota; Fungi; Glomeromycota; Glomeromycetes; Diversisporales; Gigasporaceae.
UUGAAGGAAAAACCAAAAAAGAGUUAAUAUCUGUAGCAAAAAAUGUUUUUAAAGGGGUACUAAAUGAAAAACUUAUUGAAGAGGCCAAAAAAUUGGAUGGUCGCAUUCAUGAAUUACGAAAAAAACACAAAGGGGUCUACCUAAGCUAUGUUACAAGUUUUUGUAAUAAAAUUAGCGAUUUUGUUUUGUUUAAAGAAUAUACUGACCUGGCAGAAGAACAUAAAAAUGAUGCUCAAGAAAUGCCAUUUCAAGCAAGGUUAGAAGAAAUGAGAAAUAUCGCAAGGAUCAAUCUUGCAAUCCUCGAUAUAUUAGAUACCGAUUCAGAGGAAAUUUCCCGAGCGAUCAAAACAAUUAAGGAAGUUCAAGAUUCAAUAAAAUACAAUUAUCAAUUUGUUGGUAUAGCUAAAUCUCGCCUGGAGGUUUUGGAAGAUCUCUUAUGGGUUAUCGGAGGUGUUGAAUUGCCAGAGGAAUUACCUGAGAACGAGUUCGAAUUAAUCACCUGCCCAAUAAACCAGAUUCAAGAUGUGAAUGAUGAAUACUUUCGAUAUCUUACCGAAAAACUACAACACGCAUCUUCUGACAAAGAAAAGAUAAACCUAUAUACACAACUUGCGGUUCAUUAUGAGAAAAUGGCUGAAGAAGAAAAGUUCGAUAAAUUAAGCAGUUUAUUUCAUUGGCAAGCUGCUCAAAAUAAUUAUAAGGAAGCUCUUGAAAUAGAUUCUCACAAUCAAGAUUUGUGUCUUAGUUAUGCAAAAUGCUUACUAAGAUUGUCUAAAUAUACACAAGUAAUUGAUCUUUCUUUUAUGCACACUAAUUUAGUUUUAGACUCAUUGCCAGAGUAUUGGCGCCUUCUUAGUAUUGCAUACUUUAAAAAAGCUGAUUACAAGCAAGCUAGUGAAUGCAUCAAUGAGGCAUUAAGUUUAGAUUCUAAAAAUAUAUUGGCUGGAAACCAAAAGAAAUUUCUCGAAAAAUUUAUGUUGAAAAAUAAUUUUAUUGAUCGCUAUGUAAACGAAAAAAAGUACAUAACAUUUGAUGUAAAGAAUUCAUAUAGUAAUGAAAUCCCUGUUUAUAAUAUCCUUUCAAUUGAUGGUGGAGGUAUACGUGGGAUAUUACCUGCUUUAUGGCUCACUGAGAUAGAAUGUCGUACUCAUAAACCUAUCUCUUGUUUAUUUAAUAUGAUAGCUGGAACAUCAACUGGUGGAAUAAUUGCAGCUGGAUUAUCCGCUCCGUGGUUUGACAUUGAUUAUAUACCGGCUGGUGAAAUAACGGUGGAAAUGCCGAAGUAUGAUUAUUCACGGCCGAGGUUCUUAGCUUCGGAUUUAUUAAAUAUUUAUAAGAAUGAAGCAGAAAAUUUAUUCAAAAAUUUUAAAGAAACAAGGCUUGACGAUGUACUUACCGAACUGGUUAUCCCUGCAGCAAACGAAUCCAAUUUAACAAAAACACAUUUAUUUACGCGUCAUAAUGCUCGUAAAAACCCAACAGAGAAUGUCACAUUGGCUGAUGCUUUAAUGGCAACAACAGCUGCACCCACCUUUUUUCCACCUCACAAGAUAAAAAAUAAGGGUAUCUUUUUAGAUGGAGGUAUACACCUUAAUAAUCCAGCAUCUGAAGCUUAUAGUGAGGCCAUUAAAUAUAAGGUGGAUGAGAAAAAGAUUUCUGUGCUUUCUCUGGGCACAGGAAGCUAUAUACCAGAUCCUUUCAGUCCUGAGAAGUAUCGGGGUCAACUAUUUUGGGCACAGAAUCUCCACAAUACUAUAAUGUCCGCACAGGAAGGCAAUACUGAUCGCCAAAUGUAUGCUAUGUUAGGAGAUUGCUAUCAGCGAUGGCAAGUCUGGUUUGAAAAACCGAUAAGAUUAGAUGAUUUGAAUUGCAUUCCUUAUCUCUUAGAAAUGGGCUAUCAAUAUAUAGAAGAACUCGAUUGCUCUGAUAAAAAUCCUAUUAAUAAAUUAGUAGAGUCUUUUGAUACAUCACUCUAUUAG